Messenger RNA from Owenia fusiformis, 1707 nucleotides. NCBI's taxonomy places the organism in Eukaryota, Metazoa, Annelida, Polychaeta, Sabellida, Oweniidae. The record is from the annotation of a GenBank genome assembly.
AUGCAACCUACGAUGUGAUGUGCAAUAUCCGUGGGUGGACAUAUAUUAUUAGCAAACCAGUCGCAAACUUGCCAUAUUGUGCCGCAUUUGAAAGUAAUCACUUCUUAAUAUUUGCAAUUGCUUGGCAAUCAGUACGAGUUUAGCUGGAUUUAUGCAGCAUAUUAUAAAAUUGACGAAGUAGUAGGAGAAUGGAUGGUUCUGACUUCGAUUUCUUGUAAGCGAAAAUUGUGAAUCCAAAGUAGAUAAUUAGCUGCAGCUUGUUGUUGGCGAGAUCUGAAGGAAGCUGUAUGACAUCACUGCAGUUAUAACUGACACAGCUGACACUGCCCUGAGAGCUGACAUCUCUAAUCACGAGAACUACAGGAGCAUAAUCGGGUCAGGAUACGCGUGGAGUAAACAGACGAAUUAUAUAUUCUUGUAUUUCAUUCUGGAGUUGAAUUGAACACAACAAAUAUGAAUUCACAGAACAGUGAGGGGGCAACGAAAGAUGCCGAAGUGCCAGAAGGAGACACGAAUAAUCAACCAGAGGUCAACCAAAGUCCUCCACCACCCGAGAUGCGAUGUAUAACUCUUCUUGGAUUUGGGGGCAUCAAAAACACCAAAGUGCAAAAAAAGCCAGAACUAAAGGCUGGCGAUGGCGAGAUUCUCAUCCGUGUGAAAGCAUGUGGUUUGAACUUCGUCGACUUGAUGAUAAGACAGGGGGUAACAGAAGGCCCUCCCAAGACUCCCCUCGUCAUGGGCUUCGAGUGCAGCGGUGACGUUGAAGCGCUUGGGGAAAACGUCACGGACUUUGUUAUUGGAGACAGGGUUAUAGCGUUCUGCGAUUAUAACGCGUGGGCAGAAACCGUAUCAGUACCAGCAAAACAUGUCUACAAGAUGCCUACGGGCAUGAGCUUUCAAGACGGAGCGGCUCUUCCGAUGAAUUAUCUAACUGCCUAUAUCAUAUUGUUUGAGCUUGGGGGACUGAGAAAGGGGCAGUCGCUCCUUGUGCAUUCCGUAGGGGGAGGUGUGGGUCAUGCAGUGUGCCAGUUGGCAAAGACGGUAGAAGAUGUACAAGUGUUUGGUACCGCCUCGUACAACAAGCAUGACGCCAUAAAGAACAAUGUUUCUUACCUAUACGACCAUGUAGUUGAUUACGUGCAGGAAGUGAAAAAAGUAUCCCCCGAAGGAGUAGAUUUGGUGCUAGACUGUCUCUGUGGAGACGAUGUUAACAAAGGGAUAACAUUAGUCAAACCUAUGGGCAGAUAUAUUCUUUAUGGAACCUCUAACAUUGUUACCGGGGAAACAAGAAGUUUCUUUAGCCUGGCAAAAUCCUGGUGGCAGGUGGACAAGAUAAGCCCAAUGAAGUUAUUCGAGGAGAAUAAAACGAUUACAGGAUUCCAUCUUCGCACUCUAUUGUUCAAGCAGGACAAGCAUGAGUAUGUCAGGGGACUGAUGGACACACUGUUCAAGCUCUACAACACAGGCAAGAUCAGACCACAGAUUGAUUCAGCGUAUGCGUUUGAAGAUAUUGGUGAAGCAAUGCAGAAGAUGCAUGAUAGGAAAAAUAUCGGCAAGAUUAUCUUAGACCCCGGACUCCAAUCCAAAGAUGCCCAGUCUGCAAGUGAGACAACGGCAAGCUCCGACAGCACGGAAAAGGAAGCAGAAAAGUAACAAUGCAAAACGUACUCUUAUCAUUCCAAUCAAGGGCGAACGUAAUACCCGGAA